GCCUGCCUUUAUCUUCCCUUCGAAUGAACAAGAGUUCCUGCCUGGCGUGUACAAUUGGGAAUAAAUAGUCGGCAAGGCCAGUCCAAUGUAGCCUCCUGCAACCGAGAGGGCUGCGACCACAGAGAGGCUCACGAAUGAUGGACAUCGGAUCCUGGCACAGAGCAAAGAUGAUUGGAUCCAGAUGUUUACUCCUGCUGCUCUUAGCCCUGCCUGUAUCAACUCUGGGGCAAAAAGAAUUCUCUCCACCAUUUGCACGUUGUAGCCUUUUUGGAGGCGAUCACAUCAAAACCUUUGAUGAACUGCUGUAUGAUUUUGCCGGAGACUGCAGCUACCUGCUUGCUGGAGACUGUGAGAAGAGGUCUUUCCUCUUACUUGGUGACUAUCACAAUGGGAAAAGAACCAGUCUUUCUCUGUACCUUGGAGAAUAUUUUGAUAUUCAUGUAUUCUUAAAUGGCACUGUGACUCAAGGUGAAAAAAGGAUUUUGAUACCAUAUGCCUCAAAUGGAGUCUUUCUGGAAAAGGAAGCCGGGUAUUAUAAGCUGUCUGGUGAGGAAUAUGGCUUCGUGGUGAAGAUUGACACCGGCGGGAAUAUCCUUCUAAGCCUUGCAGAGAAACACUAUAAUAGGACAUGUGGACUCUGUGGGAAUUUCAACCGAUUUGCUGAAGAUGACUUCAUGACUCAGGAAGGGAUAUUGGAAGAGAACAGCUACAGUUUUGCGAACUCCUGGGCGAUGAGUAACCAGCAGAAGAAAUGCCAGCGAGUAAUGCCUCCGAGCUACACAUGCAACAUUUCCUCAGAUGCUGCAGAAAAGGACUUCAUUCAAAACUGCCAGCUGCUAAGAACUUCCUCGGUCUUCUCUAAAUGUCAUCAUCUGGUGGACCCCGAAAAGUUCAUCGGCCUCUGUGAAGAAGAUAUGUGCCGGUGUGCUCAGGACAGUAAUUGUCACUGCCCAGUUUUUCUGGAGUAUGCUAGAAACUGUGCCCAGCAAGGUGUGAUCUUGAAAGGUUGGCCAGCUAGCAGUGCCUGCAGACCAAGAUGUCCAAGUGGCUUGGAGUACCACGAGUGCACGUCCCCUUGUGCCAAGACCUGCCAGAGCCUGAAUAUCAAUGAAGUGUGCCCGGAGCAGUGCGUUGAUGGUUGCAGCUGUCCCGAGGGAAAGCUCCUAGAUGGUGACGUUUGUGUCGAUGCCCGAAAUUGCUCCUGCAUAAAUUCUGGCAAGAAAUUCCCUCCUGGCUCUUCAGUUUAUCAGGACUGCAACUCAUGUAUUUGCAGGCAUGGUGCGUGGGUCUGCAACAAUCAGCCCUGUCCAGGAGAGUGCUCCGUCUCCGGCCAAUCCCAUUUCAAAAGCUUUGACAACAAACAUUUCACCUUCAGCGGAAUCUGCCAUUACUUGUUUGCUGGAGAUUGUGAGGGGAACUCCUUUUCUGUCUUCAUUGAGACCGUCCAAUGUGCCGAUGAUCGUGAUGCUGUGUGUACCCGCUCAGUCUCCGUGCAACUCCAGGAUGAGAACCUCACUAUUAAAUUGAAACAUGGCGGUGGUGUGUCUGUGAACGGGCAGGACGUUCAGAUUCCCUUCAUACAAAAUGCUCUCCACAUCCAGCCUACGGUGCUGCCAGCUGUUCACCUCAGUUAUAAGGAGAACGUGCACCUCGACUGGGAUGGGAUGGGGACUCUUGUAAUGAAGUUAUCUUCGGAAUACACCGAACAAACGUGUGGUCUGUGCGGCAACUACAACAGCAAUCAAGGAGAUGAUUUCCUCACUCCCUCCGGGCUGGUGGAAACUCUCGUGGAAGACUUUGGAAAUUCUUGGAAGCUGAAGGGAGACUGUGAAGAUCUGCAAAAACAAGACAGCAAUUCCUGUAACCUGAAUCCCCGUUUAGCCAGGUACGCCGAGAGUUCCUGCUCGGUUCUGCUGUCACCCCUGUUUGAGCCUUGCCACCAUGAGGUGAGCCCUUCUCCCUACCUCAAGAACUGUCGCUAUGACGUCUGCUCCUGUUCGGAUGGGAAAGACUGCUUGUGCACGGCGGUCUCGGCCUACGCCAUGGCUUGCGCCCGCAAAGGAGUCCUCGUCGACUGGAGGAAGCCAGAAUUUUGCGCCAUGAGUUGUCCAGAAGGCCAACUUUACCAACAGUGUGGAAGUCCGUGCAAUCGGACCUGCCGGUCUCUCGCCCAUCCAGACACAGAUUGCAGUGAAUUUUGUACCGAGGGUUGUUUUUGCCCCUUUGGGAUGUACCUCGAUCAGCAGGGUGAUUGCGUGCCCAGAUCCCAGUGCUCUUGCUACUACGAUGGUGAGAUCUUCCAGCCAGAUGAUGUUUUCUCCGAUCACCACACCAUGUGCUAUUGUGAAAAUGGCAUCAUGCAUUGCAGCUCCCAAAGACUUCCAGGAAGUUUCCUCCCAGAUGUUCUCUUCCAAAAUCAUCGUUCUGCCAGAGCAAAACGGAGUGUCUCUUGCAAGCAUCCGAUGACCACGUUUGUCUGUCCGGCAAAUGACCCAAGAGUGAAAGGAGUGGAAUGUAUGAAGACCUGUCAGAAUUACGAUCUGGGUUGCGUCAGUCACGGAUGCAUCUCGGGUUGCCUUUGCCCGACUGGAUGGGUGCGACAUGGAAACAAAUGCAUGGUCCCUGAGAAUUGCCCCUGUUUCCACAACGGACAGGAAUAUGCACCAGGACAAACAGUGAUAAAAGACUGCAACACAUGCACCUGCCGUGCUCGAAAAUGGGAAUGCACGGAAAACGUCUGCGAUGGAAAAUGUUCUGUCAUCGGUGCCGCUCAUUAUUUGACCUUCGACGGACUGAAGUACAGGUUUCCUGGCAGUUGUCAGUAUGUGCUUGUUCAGGACUACUGUGAAGAUGAUGGGGCUGGGUCUUUUCGGAUACUCGUGGCCAAGGAAGGAUGCAGCUUUACGGGAGAGACGUGCACUCGAAGGAUCACGGUUUUGUUUGACGGGGGAGAGAUCGAGCUGCAUGGUGGAGAAAUUAAUGUCCUCACCCCUCCGAGAGAACAAGGCAACAUGGAAAUUUUGAAGUCUGGCCGCUACUAUAUUCUGAUACUGGGACGAGGGAGAAUCUCCCUGACUUGGGAUCAAAACAUGGGGAUUACAGUCAUCUUGAAAGAAAACUAUGGAGAUAAGGUCUGUGGCCUGUGCGGGAAUUUUGAUGGCGUUCCAAACAACGACCUGAGAAGCAGCCGGAAGCAGAUUGAAGUUGAUCCGAGUGACUUUGGGAAUUCUUGGAAAGUUCACUCACAGUGUGCUGAUGUCAGAAAGCUUUCCCAAGGGCAGGACUUGGCGUCAUCACUGUGCAACGGUAACGUCAUAAAACAGGUGAUGGUGGAGACGUCAUGCAGCGUCUUGAAUAGUGAUCUCUUCAAAGAAUGCAAAAAGCUGGUCGAUCCUGAGCCUUAUGUGGAGAUCUGCACAUACGACACCUGUGUUUGUGAGUCCAUUGGGGAUUGUGCCUGUUUCUGUGAUGCCAUUGCUGCUUACGCCCAUGCUUGUGCCCAGAAAGGAGCUGUGAUCAAUUGGAGGACUCCUACUCUAUGCCCACAAAGUUGUGAAAGCAUGAACAAAGUGGAGGAAGAGUAUCAAUGCGAAUGGCAAUACAACAGCUGUGGUCCUGCCUGUCCAAGGACAUGCCAGCACAUGGAUCCAAUAGCAUGUCCCGUGAAGUGUGUUGAAGGAUGCCAUCCACACUGUCCUUCAGGAAAAAUUCUUGAUGAGCUUUCUGAGUCUUGUAUCAAACUUGAAGAAUGUCCGGUGUGCGAAGUAGAAGGAGGCAGGAUUUCUCACGGGAAAAAGGUCGUUUUGAACUCGGAGAAUCCUCAGCUCUGCCGAUCCUGCCAUUGUGAAGUACGAAACCUGACAUGCCGCCCGUGUAAUCCAGAAGAGAUUGGCAAAUCCUUGACCACUGCUAGCCCAGAUGAAGAAGAGGAAGAAGAAGAGGAGGAAGAAGAGGAAGAAGAAGUCCCGCGUGAAUAUUCCUGUAGCAAAAUGAUGGACCUGGCCAUCUUAAUGGAUGGUUCCAAUAAGCUUUCCGAGAGUGAUUUUGACGAGUUGAAAAAUUUCAUAAUUAGCAUGAUGGAAAAACUCCACAUCUCUCAAAAAAGGAUCCGCUUGGCAGUGCUGGAAUACCGGACCGGAUCGCACAUUUACCUUGGCCUGAAGGAUAUUAAAAAGUCAACUAAAAUGAGGAAGAUUGUGAAAAAUAUAAAAUACACAGGCGGGGAUGUAGCCUCUGCAGCCGAGGUUCUCAAAUAUGUUGUGUUCCAUGUGUUUGGAAAGGCGCCACGGACAAACGCUGCCCAAAUAGCUGUGCUAUUUAUGGCAAGCAAGGACCCCAAGAGAAUUCAGGGGAUCUUCCCGCUUCUGAAAAGAAAGAACAUUAUUGUGAUACCCAUCGGCCUUGGGCCUCAUGCAAGCACUGAACAAAUUCGACUAAUCGAACAGCAAUCGCCAGAAAACAGAGCUUUCCUAAUGAACAACGUCCUUGAGUUGAGGCAACGUAGGGAUGAAAUCAUUGAUUACUUCUGUGGCCUUGUACCUGAAGUCAGUGAGGUUCUUUCCACCCAACGCCCAAUCCCGACUCUCCCCAGUGUGGAAGCAAAGACUCACCUUCCAGACGUAUUUUCUACGAAGACCACUAUUUCCAUCGAAAAGAUCCUUGACAUUGUCUUCUUAAUUGAAGGCUCCAGCAAAGUCGGCAAGAGCAAUUUUGACACCAUCAAAGAGUUUCUCAUCCGUACCAUCCAGGAGUUGGAAGUGGGCGAAGAAACCGUUCAGAUUAGCAUCCUCCAGUAUUCCUUCACCAUCACCGUGGAACAUUCUUUCAGGGACCGUCAAUCCAAGGAAUUCCUGAUUAAAAAGGUGCGGGAGAUGAAAUUCCAGGGAGGAAAUGCGACCAACACUGGGCAGGCUCUCAACUUUGUCUCCGAACAGUCGUUUAUCACCAACAGAAGAACAGAGCAAGUCCCACACUUGGUUUACAUGGUCACUGCAAAUCCUGCCACAGAUACCAUCACUCGCCCAUCCACGGACGUCCAUGUGAUUCCUAUCGGCAUAAGGCCUAAUGCAGAUAUCCAGGAACUCCAAGAAUUAAGCCAGCCACAGGCUCCUAUAAUCAUAGAAGGCUUUAACAACCUUAUCGAAGAAGGGCCUGACCUGGUAUUCAAAACUUGUUGCUCAAAGAAAGAAACUUGCACCAAGCCAAUGGAUGUGAUAUUUCUUCUGGAUGGAACCUCAGAAGUUGAAGAAGCUCAGUUCGAGGAAAUGAAACGUUUUGUGAAAGCAUUUAUUGAACAUGCUGACUUAGGUCAUUCUUCAACUCAAGUUGCAGUACUUCAAUAUGGAAAAGUGAACUCUUUGGAAAUUCCAUGGAACGUAGUCCAAGAAAAAGAAAAUCUCCUGAAAAAGGUGGACUCCAUUCAUCGAAGAGAGAAAGGCCCAAGCAAGCUAGGGGAAGCAAUAGACUUCGUGGUCCAGCAUGCCAUUUCCGAAGCCAACGGAGGACGACCCAAUGCAUCCAAAACGGCCGUGGUUAUUGUGGCAGGCACCUCAAAAGACGCUGUGGAAGCUGCUGGGUAUUCCGCAAGAGCCAAUAGAGUUUCACUGCUUCCCAUCGGCGUUGGCACCAAAUAUAAUGCGGAACAAUUGAAAGCUUUAGUGGGGCCAUCUGCUAAAGACACGAUCAUUAAGUUGCAACAUUUUGAAGAUCUUUCUAUGAUGAUCAUGUUGGAUGAUGAAUUUAUGAGGAAGCUUUGUACAGAAACUGCUCAAGAGUGUAUAGAUGAAGAGGGGAAUAUCAGAGCCCCUGGUGACAAGUGGCGGUUGCUGGAUCAGUGUUACAGUGUGACCUGCUUACCAGGUGGCCACACAGAACUGAAAAGCCACCGACAUCUUUGUGAGAAGAUGGCCAAGCCGACAUGUCACAACAAUUUCCCUGCUGUUAAAGUGGAGGAAACCUGCGGCUGUCGUUGGGUGUGUCCUUGUACAUGCAUGGGAAGUUCAACCAGGCACAUUGUCACCUUUGAUGGACUGGAUUUUAAGCUGACAGGCAACUGUUCCUACACCUUGUUUGAAGACAAAGAAGAAGACAUUGAAGUGAUUCUUCACAAUGGAGCAUGCAGCUCAGCCCCCAGACUCAACUGCAUGGACGCCAUUGAGGUCACACACCAGGGCUUCUCCGUGCAGCUCUAUGACAACAUGACGGUUGCUGUGAAUGGCCGGGAAGUUACACCUCCCUAUACUAAUGGUCAAGUGGAAGUCAAUAUCUACGGGACGCUAAUGCACGAACUCAAGUUUUUGCAACACAACCACACCCUUGCCUUCACUCCGAGCAACAACGAAUUCACCUUACAACUCAGCCCGAAGAGCUUUGCCUCAACAAUGUAUGGGCUUUGUGGGGUAUGUGACCAAAACAGCGAGAAUGACCUGCUCUUAAAGAACGACUCCAUUACUCGUGACGUUACUGGUUUCAUCCAGGAUUGGACGAUUCAGCAGCCGGGAAGGGUUUGCAAAGAGAGAAGGCCCGAGGUUUGCGUGGAGCACGCAAGCACGCGGUGCAGCAUCCUGCUUUCCACUCUAUUUUACGAGUGCCAUCAGGUCAUCCCUCCCAACAUAUUCUAUGCAACCUGCGAAGAAAACAAUUGCUUUGGGGAGGAAAUGUGUGAGAUCAUAGCCUCCUACGCCCAUCUUUGCAAAGUGCACGGGGUUUGCGUAGACUGGAGAACGCCAGAUUUCUGCGCCAUGAAAUGCCCAGCUUCUCUGAUAUACCAGCAUUGCCAGAAAGGUUGCACAAAGCACUGUGAGAAUGGGACCAACAUGCAAAUCUGUACAGACUAUCCCACAGAGGGCUGUUUCUGUCCGCCGGGACAGGUCAUCCUGAAUGGCACCUGCGUUCACGAAGACAUCUGCUCCCAAUGCAUCAGCGAAGAUGGAAGUCGCCAUCAGCCCUUGGAAACGUGGAUUCCUUCCACUGAGCCCUGCAAAGUCUGUAUGUGCUUGGAGAACAGGACCGUUAAUUGCGCAGAUCAGCCUUGCCCGACAGCCAAACCCAUUGACUGUGGUCCCUGUGAGAUUCCAAGACUCCAGAGGAAUUCCAAUCAGUGCUGUCCAGCCUUUGAAUGCGUCUGCGAUCUGAUCUCCUGUAAAUUGCCCCCCAUCCCUCACUGCGAAGAUGGUCUCCAACUAAUCCAGACAAAUCCUGGAGGAUGUCGACCCGAUUAUGCUUGUGUCUGCAAAAAGGAAGAAUGCGAGCCAAAGUCCACCCCAUCCUGCCCACCACACCGUAAACUGAUUUGGGUGAAGACUCAGUGCUGCGAUAAAUUUCAGUGUGUUUGUAGCUGUAACAAUUCAACGGUGACCUGCCCACCGGGUUAUCUCUCAUCGUCUGUCACCAAUGAUUGUGGCUGCACAUCUACUACAUGCAUUCCAGAUCAGGUGUGCGUCCACCGCAACAUUGUCUACCCUCUUGGCAUGACCUGGGAGGAAGGCUGUAAGGAAUGUUCCUGCACCAACAUGAAAGAUGCGGUUACAGGACUCCAAAUUACAGAAUGUCUGGAAAAAGGAUGCAGUACGACCUGCCCAGCGGGAUACAAAUACGUCAACAGAGAAGGGGCGUGCUGUGGAAAAUGUCUCAGAACCAUGUGUGAAGAUACACGUCUUUGGUCUCGAGGAGACGAAGACGUCAUUUGGCAUAACGUUGGCUCUGAAUGGACGUCUCCGACUGAUCCCUGCGUCAUCAACAAAUGUGUCCGUGUGAAUGAGGAGGUCUUUAUCCAGACUAGGAAUGUCUCGUGCCAACCGAGGGAGCCAAUCAGUUGCCCAUUUGCCACAGAGAUGCGCUGUGACCAGAGAUCCCGAUGCUGCCCUUCCUGUCGCUGUGAACCUGUGAAUGGCUGUAUCUUGAAUGGAACUAUUCUUGCGCCGGGGAAACGCAUGAUGCUGGAUGAGUGCACCACUUGCCAAUGUAACACACAGCAGGGACUGUACCUGACAUACAAAUUGAUGUGUGGGAAAAUUACUUGUGAACGGUGCCCCAAGAAUUACCGGAUGGAGAAAACCUCUGGUUCCUGCUGUGGGAAAUGUUUGCCAACUCGGUGUGACAUACAACUAAGGGAUGGAACCAUUUUAUAUCUGAAGCCGAACGAAACAAUCCAAGAUGGGUGCGACAAUCAUUUUUGCAAGGUGAACCAGAAAGGAGAUUUUAUUUGGGAGAGGAAGAUCACCGGUUGCCCUCCAUUUGAUUCCAAGAAAUGCUUAGCUGAAGGAGGUAAAGUGACGAAACUUGGCAAUACCUGCUGCGAAACAUGUGUCGAGCCAGAGUGCAGGCUAACCACAGGCAGGCUAGAAUUUGUGAAAGUAGACAACUGUGUGAAUGAAAACCAGCUGAAUCUGCACUACUGCGAGGGCAAGUGUGCAAGCAAAGCCAUUUACAACAUAACCCUGAACCGCGUUGAAGGCAUCUGCACUUGCUGCUCGGCUACCGCAACCGAUGCCAUGCACGUCCCCUUGCGUUGCGCCAAUGGCUCUCUAGUCCAUCACCAAGUGUUUAAUGCCAGAGAGUGUGAAUGCCUCUCACGGAAAUGCCAACCGUAAUCCCCUAAUGGAGAGGGGAUGCAUGUCAAGCUUUUUUCUCCAGAUGCCAGAACAUGUACAAUCUGACUGUAUUUUUUCUUUUUUUGGGGGGGUAGGGGGGUUGGUAUUGAGAGGAUUUUGAUACUGGUUUAAUCCAAGCCACGUAAGCAGCCAAGAAAGAAACUGCAUACUUGGGAUGUUUCACUUUGGACUGUUUCAGGGGUGCCGUAUUUUGAAAAAGCCGAAAGAAUUCAAAUCAUUUGAAUUGAGUAGUGCUGAGGAUGGAUAUUCCCAUCAAAGGACUUCUAUCCACACGAUGAACUGAGACAAGGUUUUCACCAUAUAGUUUUUUUUUUUUCUUAAUUUCAGUAGUUACUUUUAUGAUGAAUGAAUAAGUCUGGCUCACCUUUCGAAUCAGAGUUAUUCAGCUUCUGUUACAAGCUUCAAUAAAACAUUGGAUUAAAACCA
Messenger RNA from Pantherophis guttatus, 9038 nucleotides. RefSeq names its product von Willebrand factor (gene VWF). The record is from RefSeq and is a predicted model, not a curated record. Gene Ontology annotation, biological process: cell-substrate adhesion; blood coagulation. Gene Ontology annotation, molecular function: protein binding; electron transfer activity; heme binding. Gene Ontology annotation, cellular component: extracellular matrix. NCBI's taxonomy places the organism in Eukaryota, Metazoa, Chordata, Lepidosauria, Squamata, Colubridae.